ACCAGGGAAGCCCCCUCUCACUGUGGUUUUGAUUUGCAUUUUCUCUAAUGACCCGUGAUGUUGAGCAUUUUUUCAUGUGCUAGUUGGCCAUUUGUAUAUCUUCCCUGGAGUAAUGCCUAUUUAAGUACCUUUCCCUGUUUGUUUGUUUGUUUGUUUUUUGGCCACACUACAUGACUUGUGGGAUCUUAGGGAUUGAACCCGGAUCCUCAAUGAUGAAAGCAGUUGUAACCACUGGACCAGUAGGGAAUUCCCACCUCAUUUUUAAAAAUAUUUAAUUAAUUUAUUUGGCUGAUCCUGGUCUUAGUUACUGCACAAGGGAUCGUUGAUCUUCGUUGCAGUGUGAGGGAUUUCUUUUUUUUAGUUGCUGUAUGUGGGAGCUAGUUCCCUGAGAAGGGACAGAACCUGGGCCUCCUGCAUUGGGGCAGGGAGUCUUAGCCGCUGAAUCACCAGGGAAGACCCCCAACCCAUUUUUAAAUUGAGUUGCCUUUGCAGUUGAGUUGUAAUAGUUCUUUAUAUAUUCUGGAUACUAGACUCUUUUUAGAGAUGUGAUUUGCAAAUAUUUGUUCCUAUUUUGUGGGUUUCUUUUUUUUUUUUUUUUCCCCUUUUUUUCUUCUUUUUCUAUUUUUUUUUUAAACUGGUUCCUGGGUCUCACUGCAUAGAUUUAAUUGGUCUGGGAUGUGGCAUGGAUGCUGGGGUAUUUUAAAGCUUCCCAGGUGAUUCUAAUAUGUAGCUAGGGGUGAGACCAGCUGGCUUGUUGGGGUUCAUAAUGAGCAGAGGGCCAAGUGAUGCCAGGAAGGAGGGUUACAAUAAUCUCCAGGAAAUGGAUAAAGAGCUAAAGAUUUGAAAGUUGAAAUGAAGACCUCGCCCAAGUUCUGUCGAACAGAGCUGCCGCCUCCCUACAAUCUCCAGGAAGUGCAGGUCUCCAUCAUAAACAAAUCCAGGUGUUCCUACCUGUUCCAGCAGCCUUAUUACCGCAGCAACAUCAAUUAUGACAUGAUUUGUGCUGGCUCUGAGGAUGGUGACGCUGACAGCUGCAAAGCUCCAGCCAGGCUAGUCCUGGGCAGUACCACCCUUACUGGGCCCAGCCCUGAAGACAGAAUGAAGUGGGCUUCCUCCCUCCAGGUCCUGCUCCUACUGGGGCUGGGAGCAGCUGGGAACCUGGCGUCUGAAGCUUGUGGGCAGCCUCGGGUGUCCAGUCGUAUCGUGGGCGGCCGGGACGCCCGGGCCGGAGAGUGGCCGUGGCAGGCGAGCAUCCAGCACCGCGGGACGCACGUGUGCGGGGGCUCGCUCAUCGCCCCGCAGUGGGUGCUGACGGCGGCACACUGCUUCCCCAGGAAGGCGCUGCCCGCUGAGUACCGCGUGCGCCUCGGGGCGCUGCACCUGGGUCCCAGCUCGCCCCCUGCUCUCCUGGCGCCCGUGAGGAGGGUGCUGCUGCCCCCGGACUACUCGGAGGACGGGGCCCGCGGGGACCUGGCGCUGCUGCUGCUGCGCCGCCCAGCACCCCUGAGCACCCGAGUCCAGCCCGUCUGCCUGCCCGAGCCUGGGGCCCGCCCGCCGCCUGGCACACCCUGCUGGGUCACUGGCUGGGGCAGCCUCCGCCCAGGAGUGCCGCUCCCGGAGUGGCGACCCUUGCAGGGAGUGAGGGUGCCACUGCUGGACACUCGCACCUGUGACCACCUCUACCACCUGGGCACCAACGUGCCCUGGGUCGAGCACAUAGUACUGCCAGGGAGCCUGUGCGCCGGCUACGUUGGGGGCCAGAAGGAUGCCUGCCAGGGUGACUCUGGAGGACCCCUGGUCUGCAUGAAGUCUGGGCGCUGGGUCCUGGUGGGUGUGGUGAGCUGGGGCAAGGGCUGUGCCCUGCCCAACCGUCCAGGGGUCUAUACCAAUGUGGCCACUUACAGCCCUUGGAUUCAGGCUCACCUCAACAUCUGAUGCAGUGACUGACCGGAAGCCAGACUCUGGGGACCCUCGGCUGCCCGGUCUGUCUGGGGACCGACACAUCCCUCAUCCUUCUGACCGAAGGCUCAGAGGCCUGAUAAAGCCAAGGAGCCACCCAUCCAUCCAUUCGUCUGUCUGUCCCCGGCAUCCUCCGUGGAGCUCACCAAAUGCGAGUUGCCAACCCUCCUCUAGGAGCCUCCCAUGUGUCUAGGGGUCUCACAUGCCCUCUGUUCCCUUCCUGCUCUUAUUCAGCCACCCUGAACUCCAGCCAGGGCAUCCAGAGACAGGCAAGUGAGUUAGUGCUGGGUCUGGUCUGUGUGCCCCUCUUUUCCAGAAGGAGUCAGAGAGAUUCAAACGUGACCAGGACCCAACCCCAAGGAGACGAUUGUCCUUUGCUAGCUUUGAAGGUGGAGGGGCCACGUAGCGAGGAGCCGAGAGUGGCCCCUGGCGGACAGCCAGUAGGGAAAGGAGCGCCUCGGCACGACAGCUGCACGGGACCAAAUUUGGCCAAUAACCUGAACAGGCUUGGAGGCCAACAACUCCUCCCCCAGCCUGCGGACCAGAGCCCUGACAGUCUAUGCCCUUGAUUUCAGCCUGGUGAGACCCUAAACAGGAACCCCGUUGAGCCCACCCACAGGGUUGUGAUGUAAUAAAUUAGUGUUUAAGCUGCUGUGUCUGUAGUCAUCUGCCAUAGCAGUAGAAAACUCCUAUUUGCCCCACUGUAGUGAAGGUGCCCCAGGAGGCAGGUGGUGGCCACCAGGCCUGGCCUUCCCACACAUUCAGGAGCCUGGGGCACUUGGCAUCAUGCCCUUUACCAAGAGGGGCCCCCAGGUAGGCCUGGCCGUAGUUUCUGCUGUCCUUAGCUUUUUCUGCCACUCCCCCCUUCCGUGCCCUGGGUGGGUCUGGGCUUCCCGGCCCAGGACCUCCCUGCCCCGCCUGCACCUGGAGACCGGCCUAGGCCCUUUCAGCUCCCUGACCACCCUCAGGUGCUGGUACCUGGUG
Messenger RNA from Cervus elaphus (red deer), 2943 nucleotides. It is a transcript of the gene PRSS33, whose product is annotated as serine protease 33. The transcript has 8 exons. NCBI's taxonomy places the organism in Eukaryota, Metazoa, Chordata, Mammalia, Artiodactyla, Cervidae. The coding region runs from base 853 to 1935 and encodes 360 amino acids. Gene Ontology annotation, molecular function: serine-type endopeptidase activity. Gene Ontology annotation, biological process: proteolysis. The record is from RefSeq and is a predicted model, not a curated record.